This is a messenger RNA of Serpula lacrymans var. lacrymans S7.9, 1632 nucleotides long. RefSeq lists its product as uncharacterized. Lineage: Eukaryota; Fungi; Basidiomycota; Agaricomycetes; Boletales; Serpulaceae. Gene Ontology annotation, cellular component: nucleus. Bases 1 to 1632 code for a protein of 543 amino acids. The record is from RefSeq and is a predicted model, not a curated record. The transcript is spliced from 6 exons.
AUGCCUCGAAAGCCCAAACCACCUCCAUCUCCCAGAAAACUCAAACAACAAUCUUUGAUAGGCUUUUUUAGCUCUUCGCCUCCAUCAUCUCCUGUACUGGCUAGUAAGCAAUCUCAGACACGGACCUUCUCUGGCUCGACAUAUGAUACCCCAUACAAUAAUCGUAAAAGGAGGAGAGUUCCACAGCCAUCUAUCCAUAGUAGCUCGGAAGAUGGAUCGGGUGAUGCAGACAGUGACGUUGGUGCUAUACGAUUCGAGUCCAGAAGCGCACCAGCGAGUGAUGAAGACGAAGCACCCGGCCCAAGUAAACCAACGACAAGGAUAAUCAAGAAGCGACGUAUCAUAGAUAAAUAUAGCUCUUCUUCAGAGCCUAUAAUCUUGGAGGAGGAUUCAGAUGAUAUCUACAUGGGACCCAAGGGGAAAGUCAAAGGAAAGCAGCGCCAGGUCAAUGACUCCGAAGAGGAUGGAUCUAAACUGCAGCCUCAAACUCGUCGGCGCAAAUUAAUCAAAGGUCAAAGACCGUUAGCACCAGAUAGUGAUGAUGACUUACUAGACGAAGUCGAUGAAACUAAAAUAAUUCAAAGCCGUUUUCGUAAGCGGAAUAAAAAGUCAGCGUUCCAAAAAAACCUCGAGAGGCUCAAAAGGAAGAAACAAGGACAGCCCAUGUCUGAGUCUUCGGACUCAAAUUCCGACGAUGAUGAAAGCCAUGACAGUAUUAAGCCUUUCCCAGGUGCCAAGCCGGGCCUCGACAGCGAUCAUAACUUCUCGUCAGAUGAAGGGGCUGAAGAAAAAGAAGACGAUUUCAUCGUCGAAGAUGAAGGUGGUACCACUGCGACGGCACUACCUGCGGAAUUUAGCAUGAGCACUCACCAGGACCUUGCUCAUCACUUUAAAAUAAUAUGCCAGCUCUUCGUACACAUGGCUGUACGACCACGUUUUGAGCGGCGGGCGUACAUGGAACAGAUUCUUAAAGUUGAAGAAUAUUUCUCAGUGCCUCUUCAAAUGACACGUCGAAAGCUGUCUGGUCUGAGAGAUUCGCUAGUUACUUCCUCAGUUUGGCGACCUGGGUUUAAGAAGCCAUUAGAGACACAUCCAGAGUUUGAACUUACUCGGCUCGAGUUCACAAUCCCUCGAUGCGACGCUUGCCAUCUUGGCGGUAGGGUUUCUACUCUUCUUGGAAGAGUUAGCGGGAAACCUUACAAUAAAUUUGAUUUCGAGCCUACGGAACUGGAUAGUAGCUCCAGUGAUUCUUCUAUCGAUGACGAGGAAUCAAACGAGGAGGAGGAGGACAAGCAAAUGUUCCAUCUGGGUCGAUUCUGCGCUGCCCGGACACGGGUUUUUCAUGAAUUCAAUCAUUGGGAGUAUCGGCUAUACAAACUGUUAUUACAAGAAAUCGACGAAGUCCGAGCUCAGAGAGAAGGGAGUAGGGCAUUUGUUAAAGUAGCUUUCGCAGGAGGUAAACAGCCGCCUAAAAACCUCAAGGAUGCUGAUGCUGUUAUGGACUGGUUGGAUCAACGUGGGGUCGUAGAAAUGGGAUGGCAGAUGAUGCGCAAAAUGAUGGAAAGUGCCCAGAAACUGGAUUCAGCUGCAAAGAAAGGCGGUAUCGACCUGGAUGAUUACGAUUUUGACUGA